This is a messenger RNA of Pseudogymnoascus destructans, 2497 nucleotides long. It is a transcript of the gene GFA1, whose product is annotated as glutamine--fructose-6-phosphate transaminase (isomerizing). The record is from RefSeq and is a predicted model, not a curated record. Gene Ontology annotation, molecular function: L-glutamine:D-fructose-6-phosphate transaminase (isomerizing) activity; carbohydrate derivative binding. Bases 161 to 2260 code for a protein of 699 amino acids. Lineage: Eukaryota; Fungi; Ascomycota; Leotiomycetes; Thelebolales; Thelebolaceae. Gene Ontology annotation, biological process: protein N-linked glycosylation; UDP-N-acetylglucosamine metabolic process; fructose 6-phosphate metabolic process. The transcript is spliced from 5 exons.
CACCUACCACUUCCACUUCCACUCCAGUUCCAUUUCCAUUUCCAUUUCCACUUCCACUUCCACUUCCACUUCCACUUCCACUUCCACUUCCACUCCUUCAGCUAUCUACUAAUUCCUCCCUCGUUCGGCGUACAGGCUUAAGGGCCCCAGUUACAGUACAAUGUGUGGAAUUUUCGGAUACAUCAACUACCUGGUGGAGAGAGACAGGAAAUACAUCCUCGACACCCUCGUCAAUGGCCUCGCCCGCCUCGAAUACCGUGGCUAUGACUCUGCCGGUCUCACCGUCGACGGAGACAAGAAGAAUGAGGUGUUUGCUUACAAGGAGGUCGGCAAGGUGGUCAAGCUGAAGGAGCUGAUUGAGGAGUCCAAGCCCGAUAUGACCAAGGUCUUCGAUUCGCACGCUGGUAUCGCACACACCCGCUGGGCUACCCACGGCACCCCUUCCCGCCUCAACUGCCACCCCCACAGGUCCGACCCAGCAUGGGAGUUCUCCGUGGUGCACAAUGGCAUCAUCACAAACUACAAGGAGCUGCGCACGCUGCUGGAGAGCAAGGGCUUCAAGUUCGAGACGGAGACGGACACCGAGGUCAUCCCCAAGCUUGCCAAGUACCUGUUUGAGACGAACCCGUCGAUCGGUUUCACCGAUCUCGCCAAGGCGGUCAUCAAGGAGCUGCAGGGCGCGUUUGGCCUGCUGAUGAAGUCGAUUCACUACCCCCACGAGGUCAUCGCCGCGAGGAAGGGUUCCCCAUUGGUCAUUGGUGUCCGCACCAACAAGCCGAUGAAGGUGGAUUUCGUUGACGUGGAGUACGCCGAGGACACGCCACUGCCAGCGGAGCAGGCAUCCCAGAACGCCGCCCUCAAGAAGUCGAGCGUUGGAAACUUCCUGAGCGCCGGCGGAACCGCCGCUGACAAGUCGCUGCUCCGCAGAUCGCAAUCCAGGGCUUUCAUGACCGAUGACGGCGUGCCACUGCCAACAGAGUUCUACCUGUCGUCCGACCCAUCGGCCAUUAUCGAGCACACCAAGAAGGUCAUGUACCUCGAGGACGACGACAUCGCGCACAUCCACGAGGGCUCGCUCAACAUCCACCGCCUCACCAAGUCCGACGGCUCCCCCAACGUCCGCACCAUCCAGACGCUCGAGCUCGAGCUCCAGGAGAUCAUGAAGGGCAAAUUCGACCACUUCAUGCAGAAGGAAAUCUUCGAGCAGCCCGAAUCCGUCAUCAACACCAUGCGCGGCCGCCUCGACAUCGAGAACAAGAAGGUCACCCUCGGCGGCCUCCGCUCCUACAUCGAGACCAUCCGCCGCUGCCGCCGCGUCAUCUUCAUCGCCUGCGGCACCUCCUACCACUCCUGCAUGGCCGUCCGCGGCAUCUUCGAGGAGCUCACCGAGAUCCCCAUCACCGUCGAGCUCGCCUCCGACUUCCUCGACCGCCAGCCCCCCGUCUUCCGCGACGACACAUGCAUCUUCGCAUCCCAGUCCGGCGAGACCGCCGACUCCCUCAUGGCCCUGCGCUACUGCCUCGAGCGCGGCGCCCUUACCGUCGGCAUCGUCAACGUCGUCGGCUCCUCCAUCUCCCUCCUCACCCACUGCGGUGUCCACGUCAACGCCGGCCCAGAGAUCGGCGUCGCCUCCACCAAGGCCUACACCUCCCAGUUCAUCGCCAUGGUCAUGGUCGCGCUCUCCCUCUCCGAGGACCGCGCUUCCAAGGCCGCGCGCCGCGAGGAGAUCAUGGAGGGUCUUGGGGGUGUGAGUGCACAGAUCAAGGAGAUUCUCAAGCUCGAUCAGCCCAUCAAGGAGUUGUGCGCGCGCACGUUCCAGGGGCAGAACUCGCUCCUGCUGCUUGGACGCGGAAGCCAGUUCUCGACUGCGCUGGAGGGCGCGCUGAAGAUUAAGGAGAUCAGCUACUUGCAUUGCGAGGCGGUUAUGUCGGGGGAGCUGAAGCAUGGGGUGUUGGCGCUGGUGGAUGAGAAUUUGCCGAUUAUUAUGAUUUUGACGAGGGAUAAUAUUUUUGCGAAGUCGUUGAAUGCUUAUCAGCAGAUCAUCGCCCGUGCCGGCAAACCAAUCGUCAUCUGCAACCCCGACGACUCGGAGUUCCGCGAGGACAAGUGCGAGAAGAUCGAGAUCCCCAAGACGGUGGACUGCCUCCAGGGCCUGCUGAAUGUCAUCCCGCUCCAGCUCAUGGCGUACUGGCUUGCGGUUGCCGAGGGGCUGAAUGUGGAUAUGCCGAGGAAUUUGGCGAAGAGUGUUACUGUUGAGUAGAUGCUGUUGUCUUCUCUAGAUUUGGGAGAUGGAGGUGGUGAGGGUGUCUUUUUUGCGCGUUUAAGGAUAUGUAGGCACUGGCCGGGCAACGCUUUUUGUUGUGUUGUUUUUCUUUUGCUUUUUAUGGAAAACCUUGGGGGUUUGCGUUGGACUGGGACGGAUGGCGGCGACAAGGGUGGGGUUGUUUAUUUGCUUGACUUCCCGUGUUUUUGUUUGUGUGUCGAUGGUAGAGGGGGG